GCCGCGAGACUGUCGGAGCGCCUUCCAUCUUUUAUAUUCUUUCUUCCCCCUCUCUGAAACCCUAAUUUUUGGUUUCGCCCUUUUUCUUUUUCUCCGAUUUGUUUUUGCUGUUUGUUUUUUCUUGUUUUCUCCUUCCAAUGAAAGACAACGAAUCUUGGAAGUCGGUUCCUGCAUUGUUGUGCCUGCCGGGAACGGAUUUCCGGGCUAAAUCUCCAUGGCUUUCGAGGAUUUUUGUCGUCAGUGUCGCUUCCGGCGAGAUUUAGCGGCAGUGGUUAGGUUUUGGAGUUAAUUGGAACGCAAGGGGUUGCUUCUUGCGUGUUCUGAUCCAAAACAGCAUAUUGCAAGCCAUAUAGUCUCUAAUUAUAUAGCUAUUGAAUUGUCUAAAGGAGCAAAAGCUGCAUUCAUGGUUCUUAUAAAAAAUCCUGUUGCUCCUGAUUGAAGCCAAAGCAACUCACAUUUAGAAACGGAUUCAGGAUCUAUUGGUGGAAGUGGGAGAAAGCUUGAAGUAGGGUAAACUUGAAACUAUUGAAGAAGGCGAGAACAAUAGAAUAUAUGGCAGCGACGGGUAGAUGUGAAACAAGCUCACAUUCAACAAAACAGCCAGAUAUUAUAGGUUUAGGCAGUACACAUUCUGAAGAUACUGCUGGGGAAGGAUUUUCACUUUCCCCAACAGGGCAGCUGGCGUAUGGGUCUUCAUCAUGUAUAAACUUGAUGGAAUUGUCAGAUCUCGUUCAAGUGGACGAAAAUGUUAACCGACCCGAAGGAGGCACAAUUUGCUUGGGAAAUCCUGAUCACGAUGUUUACCAGCUUCAAUUUAAAGAUGAUGAGAGCGAUGUUUCCAGCCUUUGUUCUGCCAAAUCAGAGAAGAGUAGCGGUUCUCAAGGUCCCACGUCUGCAUCUCAAGUUUCUGAUAUUACCCAUGAGUCUGGUGGAAAUGUUAUGUCUCCAACCCAGUCCCCUCCUCUUCAGACAAUGGAUCGUGUGGGAGGAUAUGAACCAUAUGAUCCGUUAAGAAUUCCGUCUGCAGUUUUCCAAAGAAGUAGAUCAACCACUCCAUUGGAAUGGAGUAUUGCUUCAAAUGAGUCCUUGUUUAGCAUUCAUGGUGGAGACGAUAGUUUCUCCGGAGAUAAUUUGUCGAUGUUGAGUGAUUUAGGGAAGUCAGACGAGUUGCUUGUAUUUAACUCAGCACCUGCAGUUAUCACGUCAAGAGAAACUGAAAUGAAGAGUGUCGAAUACGAAGAGGAGCCUAAAGUGGCAGAUACCACAGAAUAUAACAUUGAGGAUAGAGAGGGUUUGGUUGCAGAAGAUCUAAGUGGAAGAAACGUACUGCCUCCUGCAUUAUCAUCGAGUUCCUCUAGCAGAUCUCGCCACUCUGAAAGAAGUCAAUGCAGCUCAAAUUCCUUCGCUUUCCCCAUUUUGGCCGAUGAGGAGGCUCAGGAUGGAUCUGUGCUUGCGGAUGAUAAAAUAGAAGGUGCUCCAGUCUCUACAAAAUCUCAUGCAAACUCUUGGUUUCCCUGCUGUUCAUGUUCUUGUUACAAAUGGAAUUUCUAUUCACGUUCUUGUUGCAAAUGGACUUGCUGUUCAUGUUCGUCUUGUUGCACAUGGAACUGCUAUAGUUGUAAUUUUCGUCCUCACUGUCAUUUUUGUCCUCGAUGCCGUAUUAUUUACCCUUGCCAUUUUUGUCGUGGUUAAGUGGACAAUGUCGCAGAAAAGACAGUGUCUAUGAAUAUUUUCUUGAUUGUU
Cucurbita maxima (winter squash) is the source of this 1743-nucleotide messenger RNA. RefSeq lists its product as uncharacterized. The transcript is spliced from 4 exons. NCBI's taxonomy places the organism in Eukaryota, Viridiplantae, Streptophyta, Magnoliopsida, Cucurbitales, Cucurbitaceae. The record is from RefSeq and is a predicted model, not a curated record. Bases 553 to 1692 code for a protein of 379 amino acids.